AUGGCUCUCCUCCGCCUCUCCUUAGUCGCCAGCACGCUUCUCGGUCUUACCUGUGCCGCCUAUCUCCAGGGACGUCAACCAACUUCCACAAACGAGUACAACCAAUACGCCCUACAAAGCAAACGACAAGCCAUCCUUGAGGACUUUUCCCACAUCUUUUACACCGAAAAGAAUGUCGUGAAAGCAUUCAACAAAUACGUGACGGAAAACUACACCCAACAUAACCCGAACAUCAUGGAUGGAAGACAAGCUGCAGUCGAAGCUUUAACCCCGUUAUUUUCAACAGAGGGUAUGAUCUUUGAAAUACACCAGGCCUUCGUGGGCGGUGACUAUGGACUUGUUCAUGUCAAGGCUGUUACCCCCGGACAGAAUGAUACGGCGGUCAUGGAUAUGUAUCGCUUUGAUGGAUUGAAGAUUGUGGAACACUGGGAUGUAUUGCAGACUAUGACAACUGGAGUCAAUCCUCAUCCGUUCUUUUAA
Messenger RNA from Aspergillus pseudotamarii, 480 nucleotides. Its product is annotated as nuclear transport factor 2 family protein. NCBI's taxonomy places the organism in Eukaryota, Fungi, Ascomycota, Eurotiomycetes, Eurotiales, Aspergillaceae. The transcript has a single exon. Bases 1 to 480 code for a protein of 159 amino acids. The record is from RefSeq and is a predicted model, not a curated record.